GACAGCGCCCGCCCGCGGCAGAGAUGCAGGGCUCCCCGCCCGAGGGCGCAGACGCCCACGCCUCGCGCAGGCCGCCCGUCGCCGCCGCGGCGGCCGCGGCAGACCGGCCAGCGCCGCGCCGGGCCAGCUUCGCGGGACCCGCGGCCGCCGUGGUCAGCCGCCACGCCGGCGGGCUCGGCGGUGACCUCGGCAUCGCCGCUGGGGCCCCUGGCCUUGGCGUUCCAGGAGCGGACAGCAGCCCUGUCAACGUGGAGAUCGACUACACCGGGUUCGGCGAGUCCGACGGUUCCGAGGGCUCCGGGCUGGACGACGGCUCCGGGCUGGACGACGACGACGCGCCGGCGCCGCCGAAGGCGGGCGACGAGCGCCGGCCGAGCAUCGGGCGCCUGCCCGAGCGGCGGCAGAGCAACGCGGGGAUGCCGCGGCAGGGCAGGCGCGACAGCGCGGCCAGCAUCGCCAGCAUCGUCACGUUCGACGGCGAUUUCCUGUACACCCGCGCGGUCGACGAGACCGCAGGGUACGCGAAGGGGUCGGCAGGCUCCGUGCCCCGGGCGGAGCCCCCCGCAGACGCCGGGGGCCUGCCGCGCGACCUCGGCGCGGGCGGCACGACCGCCGCUGCGGCGGCCUCGAGCUUGCCGCCACCGCCGCCGGCGCUGCUGCAGCAGGUUUACGCCGACCACCUGCGCGGCGCCUGCGGCCCGUCGGGCCCCGCAGGCGGCAGGCCCCACGGCUGGGCGGGAGGCGCGGCCCCGGCCGAGGCAGAGCAGCAGGGCCGGCCCCGCCACGCGGCGCGGGACAUGCCGCCCCCGCCGGGGAGGCACCUGCCGCAGCGGACGUACGGCCCCCCCCCGGGCGUGCUGGGCGUGGCUCAGCAGCGGCACGGUGUUGCUGCUGGCGCCUGGGGGCCGCCGCUGGUGCCGCACGGGCAGGGCGGCGGCCUGGACGGCGGCCCCAACUGGGGAGCGGGUCCGAGGCCGCGCUCGGGCUUCGGUCCGAUGCUGCCUGGCCAGCAGGGCGUUGGCGCCGCCGACGACCACUCGCGCCACUUCGCGGCCGGCAGACCGGGCGCCGGCGCCCCGGCCCCGGGGCACCUGGUGCCGCUGCCUUACCAGCAGAUCGCACCCGGCGUCGGCCUGGUGGCUUCCCUGCACUACCAUACCCCUGGCGUCGGGCCGCAAGGCGCGGGCCAGGCCGCCGGGCCGUGCGGAGGC
Messenger RNA from Prorocentrum cordatum, 1211 nucleotides. Lineage: Eukaryota; Dinophyceae; Prorocentrales; Prorocentraceae. The record is from the annotation of a GenBank genome assembly.